Molecule: messenger RNA, 2490 nt
Organism: Scophthalmus maximus (turbot)
Lineage: Eukaryota; Metazoa; Chordata; Actinopteri; Pleuronectiformes; Scophthalmidae
Gene: myef2
Product: myelin expression factor 2
Exons: 17
Coding region: 80-1810 (576 amino acids)
Biological process (GO): regulation of mRNA stability involved in response to oxidative stress
Cellular component (GO): post-mRNA release spliceosomal complex; cytoplasm; nucleus
Molecular function (GO): mRNA binding
Source: RefSeq, a predicted model, not a curated record
ACAGCGCGAAGUCUCGCCUGCACAUUUUGAACUGCGCAUCUUGCGUCGCGCGAGGAGGGAGACGUACAGCGACCUCGACAUGGCAGACGUCUCGCCCAUCGACGAGGAGGCCAAGCUGGACGAGUCCGCCAAGUCCGACACCGACGACACGUCCCAGGAAACACCCAACGGCGUGAAGACGGAUGGUGAAGAGACCAAGUCCCCCAAAGAAAAGCAGGAUGCUAAAGAGAAAUCCUCCAGCAACAGAAGAGGAAGCCGCUUUCAUCCCUACAAAGAGAAACAUGGUGGAGAAAAGAAGGGUGCUCAUAGAAAUCGGGUGUUCAUCAGCAAUAUUCCCUAUGAUAUGAAGUGGCAGGCAAUUAAAGAUCUAAUGCGUGAGAAAGUUGGUGAGGUUACAUACGUGGAGCUCUUUAAGGAUGCAGAAGGAAAGUCAAGGGGUUGUGGAGUGGUGGAGUUCAAAGAUGAAGAGUUUGUGAUGAAGGCGAUAUUAACCAUGAAUAAGCACGAGCUGAACGGAAGGCCACUCAACAUCAAGGAGGACCCGGAUGGGGAACAUGCCCGGCGUGUGUUGCAACGCAUAGGAGGAGGUCAACCAGGAAGUCGCGGGCAGGACAUGGGGCCCGGUGGGAUGAACCUUCCACCCUCCAUCGCCAACAACCCCAACAUCCCACCUGAGGUCAUCCAUGCACUGCAGGCUGGACGACUGGGCACCACAGUGUUUGUGGCCAAUCUGGAUUUCAAGGUAGGCUGGAAGAAGUUAAAGGAGGUGUUUUGCAUGGCGGGUGUGGUGAAACGUGCCGACGUAAAGGAGGAUAAAGAUGGCAAGAGCCGGGGGAUGGGAACAGUGACGUUUGAGCAGUCACUGGAGGCUGUGCAGGCCAUAUCCAUGUUCAACGGACAGAUGCUUUUUGAUAGACAGAUGCACGUCAAAAUGGAUGAAAAAUCUGUUCUCCCUGACGAUUUCCGUCAAACUGAAAAAGCAGCUCAGUUACCGAGGGGCCUUGGUGGUAUCGGCAUGGGACUGGGGCCAGGCGGGCAGCCUAUUAAUGCUAACCGUCUGAGCGGUGGAGGAGGCAUGGGAUCCAUGGGGCCUGGAGGUAUGGAUGCUUCAGGUUACGGUGGAAUGAACAGACUCGGAGGAGGAAUGACUGGUGGUGGUGGUGGUGGUGGGGGCUUUGGGGGCAUGGAUAGCAUGGGCAACAUGGGAGGCUUUGGAGGGAGAGACAUGACGCCAGUUGGUAGGAUGGGAGAUAUGUACCGAUCAGGGCUGGGUGGAAUGGAUCGGGACUUUGGCCACAGUGACAUGCCAGUGAAUCGAGGGUUCGGGGAUUCUUUUGGAGGAAUGGGUGGAGGUUAUGGAGGAGGCAUGGGCAGUGGUGGCAUGGGGCACAUGGGGACUGGAUUAGGUGGCGGAAUGGGCAACAUGUCAGUGGACCGAAUGGGCUCCGGCUUUGACCGCAUGGGCAUGUCAGGGAUGGACAUGAACCGUGGCUUUGUAGGCUAUGGAGGAGGUGGGGGGCCGAGCCACAUGGGUGGAGGCAUGUCCGACAGAGGCUCUGGUUCCAAAGCAGGCUGUCAGAUCUUUGUUCGAAAUCUGUCCUAUGAUCUUACGUGGCAAAAGCUGAAAGAGAAGUUCAGUCACUGCGGCCAGGUGAUGUUCGCAGAGAUCAAGAUGGAGAACGGGAAGUCGAAGGGCUGUGGAACUGUGAGGUUCGACUCGCCGGAGAGUGCUGACAAGGCCUGCAGGAUGAUGAAUGGAACCAAGAUCAACGGCCGAGAGGUCGAUGUGCGUAUCGAUCGCAACGCCUAGAGCUCAUGUAGGAGUCAUUCUAACACACUUCCACAUUCAGCCCCUUUUUGCCAAUGAGCUUUUGUUUUGUUUUAAAAACACUACUUCAUAUCUCCCACAUGUCCACUGUUUCAAAUGUGUUUUUUUUGUUUGUUUAUAUAUACUUCAUAGCUCUUUUAUCUUUGUUUUGUAAACUCUUUUUAAUUUGUCUGGCAAAUAAAAAAAAUUUGAACAAAUAAACUUUUUAAUUUUUAAAACCUGCUGGUUGUAAAAAUCUGAGAUCAAAGUUCUUCAGUGUGUAAAGUGAACCUGAAGUGUUUUAUUGCUCAACACUGCCAUACAGUGGCCCCUCUGAAAGUUGGGAAAUACCACAAUGAUUACAAAAGCAGCAAUUAAAGUAAAGUUGGAAGUUUUUUUUUAAAUUCCCAAAGCUUAAAGGUUUGUGGUAGAUUUAGCAGGAACGUAUUGUUAUUUUGAAUCAUUUUUGCAUCAUGGUGUUGGUGAACACCGGUGUCUGAAGUUCAUGUAAGCUUUGCGGAGUUAAUUAUAAACAACUGAUAAAAAGGUUAGUCUUUCAACUUGAGGUAACCAACAGGCAAGUGGAAAUUUUCUUGUUUGUUCUUCACUAUUUAUGACUUCAUUCCAAAACUCUUCCUUACAGGAAAUAAGGACUUGCUCAUAAAAGCUUAUGACACUUUGAA